Messenger RNA from Danio rerio (zebrafish), 4114 nucleotides. The record is from RefSeq and is a predicted model, not a curated record. NCBI's taxonomy places the organism in Eukaryota, Metazoa, Chordata, Actinopteri, Cypriniformes, Danionidae.
CGGGGUCUGUUUAGAGGAGCGCUGAAGAUUGCAGCAGCGACCUCCGAUCUGCCUGACGAGCCACUGACGCUGCGCUUUCUAUUAAACGCAUAAUAAGAUCCAAUAAUAACAACAAUUCCCGUUUGUCAAUUCCUCAACCUGUCUCCACGCGCACGCGGAUGGUUUUAAGGUGCUGUUACGUCAUUCUAGGUGGAAACAAAGCCGAGUUGAGCUUUCUGGGUUUCAUCAGAUGGAGAGAGAGAGCAGCGCCUUCACCAAACUCCCCCCGCAAUCCGGAUGGGAUACAGAUGAAGAGAGGCCAUUCCUUAGCAUUCCCAAUGGUCAGAAGGACUAGAGGAUGUACGAUGCUGAAGCCGUGCAACCGCAAAGAAAUGCCUAUGGAUUAAUAAUGCACUUUUGAGUUGAAGCAUCUCUGUUUAGUUUUUUUUCCCUCCCGCGCUGUCGAUACUGAGGACAGCAGAUGGGACCGUUUAAUAGAAUGGAGGGACAGUGGAGUCCAAAUCCAUAGGCUGUCCUUUCUUCCCAAAAUCAACAAUCAAAACAACAAUGGAUGCCAUGCCAGAGUAUUCCCUCUUCCUUGUGAGGAUUUUGGAGGAAUUGGAUACUAAGUACAGUACUGUUUCCUACCAGGACCUUUGUAAAUCCCUCUGUGCCAGGUUUGACUUGGUCCAUUUGGCUAAGCUGAGGAGUCUGCUAUUCUACACAGCAUGUUUAGAUCCAGCUUUCCCCGCAACCUUAUUCAAGGACAAGAUGAGGUGCUCGGUGGAAGACCAACAAUCCAAGAAGCUCAUGGUGGCGGCUGAUAUCGUUACCAUGUUUAAUCUCAUCCAGAUGAAUGGAGGUAUGGCCAAAGACAAGCUGCCAAUGGGUCCAAGACCCAAGUUUCACAAGAACCAGUCAUUUGAGUCCUGUCGAUCUGACACGGAUGUGUAUAAAUACAAUGACAAUGACAGGGCGUACAAACUUUUGGACACCAGGGGUCAUCACGUAUCUCGAAAUUCACCCAAAUCUGACUGCAACAGCUGCCAGCAGUUUAUACCAACCUCAGACCCCAACUUCCUCCUGGGAGUCACCAAGGAUCUGAAAUGUAGGGCAGCCUCGCUGGAUAAACUACAGCAUCUGCCACAGUAUGCCAGUGUCAGUCCUCCUCCGUGCGAGAUGCAGAGCACUUACUUCCCCAUGGACAUCGACAGCGAGUCUACCACAGACCAGGAAUCUCUCCACGCCAACCCAGGGAUCAAGGAUGUUUACGUGUCCAGCGGAGAGCCUUUUACCGUGCACUCCUGUGUGCAAAAGCGGAAUAUCUUCAAAGAGGAUUUCCACAACCUUGUUGCCUUUUCGCCCCAUGUGAUCACCACGGAGUGCAGAGCGAAUCCCAAAUCUGGUGGCAAUUACCACCACAGGAGGGAGCUGAGCAAGCCUCCCACGUUCUUCAAUCAUAGUUUUGAGCUGCCAUACAGCAACCCUUACUUUGAACCCGUCAACUCACCCCUCCAGAACAAAGGGCGGGUCAAGCACGAGAGCCUGGAUGACUUGCAAGCGUCCACUUACUUUGGACCCACAACAGUUUCUGAGUGUGUGAGCAACAGGAGGACUUCUAGUAAGCAUGGCAGACAACCAGCCUGGCCUGUCAAGAGCUUGAGUUUGAAUACCGAAGAAGGUCCUGAUUUUGAGAGGUCCUUUUUGAACGGCAAAGUGCCAAAGGACAAUCACCGUCACAACAUUGGCACCAUGGAGAAUGACCAACACUUUCAGUGUGCAAAGGACAAGCCCACUGCCUCUCCCUCAGGUUUCUCCAAGAAGUCCAAUGGAAGCAAAACUAAAGACAUGUCUUCUGUUGCUUGCGGACCUGGUAUUGAGAAAAGAGAGGUUGGGAGAAGAUACAAGGACAAGAGUAUCAACUGUCCAUCUUUUCAGUCAAGUAAUGUGGACAACGGCAUGAGUGUCGGGACUCAGACGGAACAACAUGAGUCCAGGAAGGUGAAAGAUUAUCCCAGUCAAAACAAAUUUAAAGAGAGGCCACCCUUCAAACACUCAGAGGAAGACUCUGAGAUCGUCAGCGACAAUAUUAGUGACAUCUUUCGCUUUCUGGAUGAUAUGAGCGUGUGCGAAUCUCUUGGAGUUGUGCAGCCAUCAUGCUAUAACAGCAACGGCUCACUGUCUCAGGUGACUAAAUCAGAUGGGGACAGCUCGCCUGAACGAAACACUAUUAAGAUUGGCAAAACUGGGAUCAAACUCGACCGACUUUUCCAGUCACUGGAGAACUCUGAUGAUGAACUCAAAGAGAGUGUUUGCAAACUGGUACUCAGGAUUGGUGAGAUUGAGAAGAAGCUCGAGUCCCUUUCUGGGGUGCGAGGGGAGAUCUCUCAGGUGCUCUCAAAGCUUACUAGGCUGGAUGAAAAGAUUCAAGAGCCAGAGGUGAAUGGGAAAUCGAGUGAUGGUGGUCUGGUGGAACAGAUAAAGACUGAUGCCAACCUCUCGCCUCAUGUUUUUCAAUGUCACACCACUGGGCACAACAUGAAGGUGGAAAAAAGUCCAGAGUGGUGUUGCUCGGAAGCUGAUGGGAGUGAAAGCCUGAGGGUAAAAGCUUUAAAGAAAAGCGUUUUCACUCGCAGGUCAUCCAGGUCACUUAAUGAGGAGAACAGCGCCACUGAGUCCAAAGUGGCCAGCAUCACCAAUUCACCUCGAGACUGGAGAACAGUUUCUUAUUCCAGUCACAACGGGGAGGAAGGCAAAGAAAGAGAUCGACAUAGUGAAGGCAAAGAACGGCAUAGGAAAUCCCGAGAGGCGGAGCGUCAGUAUGAAGCUCAUCAGGGCCACCGCUCCUCAAAGCCGCCCAAGGACUCCUACCUAGUGGAGCAGGUGUUCAGUCCACACCACUUCCCUCCCACUGUCAAGACUCACGUUAAGGGCAGUCCUCUUUACACGGACCUGCGUCUGACGGGCCACGCGGACGGGAAACGCUCACAGCCCUCCUGGACCAUCGAAGAGUACAAACGCAACUCAGGAGAUAAGAACAAGCUCAGCGCAUUGGACCUGCAGGUCCAGGAAUCACUCAACCCUAACAAUCUGGAGUACUGGAUGGAGGACAUCUACACGCCAGGCUAUGAUUCGCUGCUCAAACGCAAGGAGGCGGAGUUUCGCAGAGCCAAGGCGUGUAAAAUUGGCGCGCUGAUUUUCGCGGCCGCCUGCACUGUGAUACUGGUCAUCGUAGUGCCCAUUUGCACCAUGAAGUCUUGAGGUUUCUAUCUUUAUUUUUUCCCCGCCUGUCAGACGGUGUCCGUAUCAAUGUAUUUACAGACACUGGAACAAACAUUCGUGGAAAUCUGUGCUUAGGUUUCAGCCACCGGCCUUAGUCUUUCCUAGAAUGUCGAUUGAAAUAUAUCACAAAAAAAAAGAGUUAAGGAUUGCAAUUUUGACGUGUUUUUUUUAUUUAUUUACAGUAGUAUUUAUAACUUGAUAAAUUAUGUAGUAGAUGGCCUUACUUGUAGGCUCAAAGAUGCACCCUUGUUUUAUAGUCGGGAAUAUAAUAUACUGAUAUGUUUAUGUAUGUUUUUUUUUCCUCUUCCUGGUAUUACAACAAAAACUAAAGGUAAAGCUUUAUGUUUAAGCGCAUUAUAUUUUUUACUUUAAUUAUGAGAAUUUUAACGAGAGUUAUUUUUUUGAUGAAUACGCCGACAGAAUGUUUUAACAAUGAUUUGGAUUUAUCAUUGGAAAUUGCUGGAAUGUUUGGGCUCGUGCAAUGCCUUUUUAUAAGGAAUAUAUACAUACAUAUAUUCAGAUAUAGCGCAAUGAUUGACAUCACGUGCGCAUUCAGUGAACUUUAAAGGAAUGUUUCACCCAAAAAUAUUAAUUCUGUUUAUUAUACAUUUACUCUCAUGUUGUCCCUCAAACGUAUGAUUUUUUUUGUUGUUGUUGUUGUUGUUGGUUUUAUUACUCACAUUUUCUGCAGCCAUACUACAAAAAACACUUAUAUGCGAAAUGCCUGUAUAUCAGCACUGGUAGGAGGCGUACAUUGGCUCGAGGCCACAGGCCUAGUGCCUUAGUGUCCCAGCAGUGCCGAUAUACAGCUAUAUCGCACUGCUGCGAGUGUGAUAUUGCUUUUAUACAACAG